Molecule: messenger RNA, 1464 nt
Organism: Rotaria socialis
Lineage: Eukaryota; Metazoa; Rotifera; Eurotatoria; Philodinida; Philodinidae
Source: the annotation of a GenBank genome assembly
AUGAAAGUGGAAAGUUCAAUAAAUGGCAUUAAACUAGUGGAGUAUUCGAAAUAUCUUCACGAAUAUGCAGAUAACUUUGGCCUCUAUUCCUUCAUUCGAUUUGAACACGAAGUCGACAGAAUUGAACGUAUCCCAGGACAAAGGCAACAAUGGCGAUUAAAAGUGAAAAGGGUAAACGGUGAUGCUGACUGGCACGAGGAAGUAUUCGAUAGAAUAGCUAUUUGCUCUGGCACACAUCAAGUGCGUAGUAUGCCAAAUUUCGCUGGUGUGAAAAGUUUUAAAGGUCAAAUUAAGCACAUGCAAGAUGUCAAGAGAUUUGAUGAAUUCAAGGACAAAAGAGUAUGCGUUGUCGGGGGUGGUGAAGCUGCAUCCGACAUGGCACUGGCAGCAAGCAAGCAUGGCAAACGUGCCUUCAUUUCUAUCCGCCGUGAUCAUGGCUAUCUUGUUUCGCGCUAUCAAUACGGACCCGGUCAACCAUCUGAUCUACAAACAACUAGAGUGCGGAACAGCAUACCAUCUGUUUUUGGAUUCAUACAAAUCGUCAUCAGAAUGAUUUUUGAGAAGGUUUUACUGAUGUUUGGUUCGAAAAGUGAUCGAUCACUAAAUAUAGAACGUCAAAUAUUUGCCAUGAAUGCGAAGCAGUAUCGUAGAAGUCAUUUUCGAAACACAUAUGGUACCAAAAAUGGUGGUAUGGCCGAGGCUAUUCUUUAUUAUGGAUGUGAAAUGAAACCGGCCAUUCGUUCUCUUGAAGAAAAUUCGAUUAUUUUCGAAGAUGGUACCAAAGAAGUCGUCGAUGAGAUAGUGUGUUGUACUGGCUUUGAAAAUCGUUUCUCAUUUCUGGAUUGUAUCGAUAAUAAUCCGGUUUUGCAGCAGGUUGGCCAUGAUGCAAGAAUUUCGCAUAACCUGUACAAGCAUGCUAUUCAUCCACUGACCCGUGAUUCUCUUGUAUUCAUUGGUUUUGUUCGUCCUUGUUUUGGAGCUAUUCCACCUCUAGCUGAAAUGCAAGCUCGUUGGUUUGCUUUAUUAUGUUCUGGAAAAAUCGAUUUACCGGAUACAUCAACGAUGGAUAAAUACAUUCGUACUUAUGUCCGUUACAUUGAAAACUUUCUUACACCAUAUCGUGUUAAUCGUAUUACGAAUCUAACAGACUUUCUCUCGUUCUCAGAUGAUAUGGCUUGGGCUAUUGGAUGCCGACCUAAUCUUGAUUUUAAGAUGUUGUUGCGGGAUCCAUAUCUCUGGCUUCGUUGCAUGGUCGGACCAAUAUGCAAUGCACAAUAUCGUUUGUGUGGACCUCAUGCACAGCCUGCACAAGCUCGUCGUAUACUACUUACUCUAAAGUGGAAACCUCUUUGGUAUAACAUAUGCGAGUUUAUUAUGCUAUAUACAUCUGCAUUAGUGUGGUACUGUGGUCUGAAAAGCUGGCUGCCACAUACCUGGGCUCCAAUUCAUGAACGCCAUAUCUAA